Messenger RNA from Anarrhichthys ocellatus (wolf-eel), 2543 nucleotides. RefSeq names its product BRD3 opposite strand (gene brd3os). The coding region runs from base 703 to 990 and encodes 95 amino acids. The transcript is spliced from 2 exons. NCBI's taxonomy places the organism in Eukaryota, Metazoa, Chordata, Actinopteri, Perciformes, Anarhichadidae. The record is from RefSeq and is a predicted model, not a curated record.
CCCCCCCUGUAUAAUACUGACACACUUUGACUUCAGUCCGGUUUUGAAGCAGAACUCUUACUUGUAGUUGAGUAUUGUCUCCGUGUGGUUUUAGUACACAUACUACAGUAAAGUACUCCUGUACUUCUACCUCCUCUGGUUGAAUUAUUUUUGUUUUUUUCUUACUUCACUGAAACUCUCUCCUCGUAGGAACCUUUGUUUCUAGCUUGUGUGUUCCUAUCCGGACCCGGUUUACAGACACACCGUUGCUAGGAUGCAGUGCAGCAGCUUCAGCUGUGCUAUGGCGGCGGCAUGCUAACGAUGCUAACAUCAACGAAAACCGUUAGAGAAAAUACAUCAAACGUAGCACUUUAUAUUCUGACGUGUUUACCCGCUGGUGCAAUGACGUCAUUAAGUCCGUAAACGUCAGCUAAUGUGUUUACCUCGGGAGCUAACAGAAGCUAACUGAGCAGCUAGGAUUAGCUGUUAGCAUUUGAAAGCUGUCUGAGCAGCUAGUUAGCUGACAGGCGGCUAACAUCCGUUAGCUUCUCUAGCUUCGCUUAACGGAAGAAUGUACGGGAGCCGGAAGGGACAAGAGGACACGAGGAGGUCCGACUGAUGGACUGUUCUGCUGAAGGAUCAGACGAUCAGGUGGACUCUUCAUACUGAGAUGGACCUGGACUUGAUCCGGGCCGGUCUUCUUCUCACCAUGCAGGUUUCAACAUGUCGGACUGCGACCCAGCUGCUGUAGAGGAACCUCCUGGUCCUGGUCGCCCCCACCUGGUGGAGAAGGCCCUGUCGGAGGCCUUUGCCAGGCUGAGGUACCGGGACACGUCCCUGCUGGUCUGGCAGCAGCAGCAGCAGGACCUGCAGGCUGCCCCCCCCUCCACCUACCUGAGCCGCAGUCAGUCGGCCUGGUACAGCAGCUUCGGGAACCAGGCCGUGCUGGUCCGGGACAAGACGGGUCUGGAGGACGCAGAGGGGCGGUCCAGGAUCUGCAGCAUCAUGUAGACCGGAACCAGGACCCUGAGCAGAGUGGUUUCAUUCCAGUCCUGGUGGGAUGUAUCAGUGAAGUUCAGGGUUUGGCGGUUCUGGUCUCGGAGGGACGUCGGUCCUCUAAUCCACCAGAGAAGAAGAGACACAGAGAGCCGCUGGGUAUUGUGGGAAAUGUGUUCCAGUUUGACUCCAGGACCUGAACUACAAAGAGUCCAAUAAACCAGUUCAUGUCCUGGUUAUCUGGUUUAACUAAACCUUCACAUAAAGGGGCGGGGUUUACAGCUUCUGGCCAAUCAGAGACAAGGACCAGUCUGACGUCAGCAGAGCGUUUUAUGAAAAAAGAGAACUAGAAAAUCAGAAGUUAAAGUCAGAAUUCAGAAAUGAAAACAUUAAUAAAAUCACUGUUAUUACAUGUUUAUUAUAUUAAAUUAAUAUGCUAAUAUGAAGCAGUGAUUUUAUUAAUAUAUUACUUUAAACAUGUUUAUCAACAGCUGUUCUGUUUAAACUGUUUCUUUCAGUCUGAAUUAUGACUUUGGUCAUAAUUACUCUGGUUGGUCAGGAGGCGGAGCUUAAAUACCUCCAUCACCUGCCUGACACCAGGAAGUGUUUGUUACGCAGCGGUAGUUUUACAGUCAUGUGACCGGAGCCUGGUCACAUGACCAUGAAGACUCCUGUUCACAUUUAAAACUAAUAAACUAAACGACUGUCUGUAAAUAAGUACCUGUAGAUAACGACUCGGUACCUGUAGAUAACGAGUCUGCACCUUUAAAUAAGGACUGUGUGUGAGAAUAAGAGUCGAGUCAGCGAGUCAGUUUAUGUGUUUAUUUAUGAAAACAAAGGAACUCAGAAAAUAAGGAUCCCAUAUCAGUAAUUACAUCAAAUCAUUGACUUGUUGUGGUCGGUUCGUCCCGUCUGUCUCCCUCUAACCCACAGACAGCUACCUUACAGCUACUAUACAGUGCUCAAACAUACGGAUGAAAGGACGUACGGCCGGAGUGCAUGCAAAUACAUAAAAUCACUUUUUUCCUUUUUCUUAUUAAAAUACAAAAAUUAACUAUUAGCAUCAAAGCUCGACCAUCAACUAAAAACAAACGGGAGGUUACUGUGGCAACGAGCUGUCUGUGAAUGUGUUUAUUGAUUAGUCUGUAACGACAUCUCGUCUCUACCUUCUUCAGUCCGACAAGAGCACAGACGACAUCCCAUAAUUGAAACAACUAAACCGUCUCCAUGACAACUUACUCUGGUAUCUCCUCAACCCCCCCCGAUGUAGACCAUGAUAUUUUGGUUGAAAGUUUACCCAAAAACAAGACUUUUGUCCAACAAAAAGAUUCAGUUUGAUGGGAUGACAAAGAGGAAAUCAAUAAUCAGAGGCUUUCAGUUCAGAGGGUUCGACCAAUCAGAGUCGUCGGUAUGGAGGAGCAGGAGUCACAUGAUUUAUUCUGGUUGGUUCGACCUGAUUGAUCAGAAGUGAAACAAUAUAAACAUGUUUUUAUUUGUCUUUUUUUUUUUCCAGGCAAUUUGUGUUUUGAAGUUUGAAAAUCAGCUAAAAUAAUAAACCUUUAAAUGAA